GAUGUGUCGCAGUGCGCACGCGCCGCUGCUGUCACCUGCUUCCGCCCUUGCUCUGGUGGUGCUGCAGACACGACCUACAGCAGGGGCCCAAACACCCUGCUGGUGGCCCGCUACCCGUCCAGGGAGAAGACAGACUGGUGUACGCAGCAGAAGUCCCCAUUACUGGUAAGAUGCUGGAAAAUAAGCCUGUGGUGCACUGAGCCUCUCAUGGCUGUUAGCACCAUGGACUCGGAGUCUGCCCGGACACCUCAGCCCCAGUCUGCCCUGACCAAAGGAGGCCAUUCCCUGCUGCCUGCUGGGGCUCUGAGCACCCUGUUGGGGCAUCAGGGGAAGCACUAUGUCUGUGGUUCAAUUGCAGCUUUUACCAACAUCGUCAUCACCUUCCCCAUCCAGAAGUUGCUGUUUCGCCAGCAGCUGCAUGGCGUCCUGGCCACCGAGGCAGUUCGACAGCUUCAGAGGGAUGGGCUGAGAAACCUGUACCGAGGACUGCUGCCCCCACUCCUCCAGAAGAGCACUACCGUGGCCAUCAUGUUUGGCCUGUACGAGGACUUCUCUCGAGUAUUACUCGAUCGGGCAGGUGACGUGCCAGAGCUGGUAACACGAAGCUUUGCUGCAGCGCUGGCAGGAACCACAGAGGCCAUUCUAACGCCGUUUGAGCGUGUGCAGACUCUCCUACAGGACCAUCGGCACCACGGGCGCUUCAACAACACAGCCCACACCUUCCGGACACUUCUGACUGAGUACGGCGUCAGAGAGUGCUACCGGGGCCUCGUACCCAUACUGUUGCGUAAUGGCCCGAGCAAUGUGCUCUUCUUCGGGCUCCGGGGACCCAUUAAGGAGCAGCUUCCAGAGGCUAAGAACAAGACUGGCCAUUUGGUGAAUGAUUUUGUGUGUGGAGGGCUGUUGGGGGCUGGUCUAGGCAUCAUGUUCUAUCCACUAAAUGUGGUAAAGUCCCGGGCUCAGUCUCAGGUUGGAGGAGCUUUCAAGCCUUGUAAGGAGGUGCUGUUAACAGUGUGGAGAGAAAGGGGGGGCAGCCUGGCCAUGCUGUUCAGAGGCGCUCACCUCAACUACCACCGUUCACUGCUCUCCUGGGGCAUCAUCAACGCCACCUACGAGCUGCUGCUGAAGCUUUUAUGAGAGGGGUGAUCAGGAUCUAGAGUGGAAGGUAUUUGGUAUUGUCACGAAGGAACAGAGCAAAUUUAAAGAGGGAAAUUAAAACGCCUAUGCACUUGCUGUCUGGCGCUGAUAACAGGACAGCGAUUCCAGGACCGAAAAGGGGGUGAAAAAAAUAAAAAUAAAAAAAAAAUUGCACUCUCACAGGGGCCAACAGUGUGUAAUAGCCACCUGCCAUUGUUAGUUUUUUGAAAUUAUUGAGAUUUUGAAAAGAAGCUACACAUUUCAGCCUAUCCAAAAUGUGCCAGGGUCCAACUGUGACGCCCUCGUUUGCUCCUUUUGCAAAAGUAAGAGGAAGAAAGCAGAAGUUGAACAGACUAAACAUUUGAUACAAGAAGUUGCUUCUUUGUCUGUGCAGUGGUGUUUUAAGGACCGUGAUCAUCUAUUUGUUGGACUAAGAGCACCUCCUCUGUAAAAAUAAAAAUAAAUCCUGCCAACUUAAAAACGUUAUGACCACUGAAAAACCCUCAGAGCUGUUGUUAGGGAGAAUGUAAUGAACUGUCGGUCCGUUUGUUUUGUCAUUCUGUUCAGAAAAUUAAUGCUAAAGAUUACCUGCUGAUUCUUUUUUAUACAAAUACAGAACAAACAGUUAAAACAGCAAAGUUUUCUAAAAUUGUUUCUAUUUUCACGUGUUUCAUCAAUGGCAAAUGUUCUAUUAAAUUCUGUUUGUCUUGAUUUUUUUUUUUUUUUUUUGAAGUGCUCCUAGCAGGAUGUGUUACUUGGUGAAUUUAAAAAGUGCCCAAUGAAAUAUCUGUCAGCAAAAUGUUUGACUCAGAUCUUUAUCCAUUUUAAAGAUUUAUUGGCUCCAUUACAACGAAUAGGAGCUCAUUCAAAGAGAGACCUGGUGUUAUUUUGCUAUGCACUGUCACGGCAUUUGUGGACUUCUGAAUUACUGCUUCUUCAUCAACUAUAAAACAAAGUGCUCCGCAGUGUUUGUUUCCUUCGUAAGAUCUCUGUGCCGUUUGUAUUAGUGUAGCUUUUUCCUAUUUGCUACUCUUUGAUAUUUGCUCCUCUCACGCUUGCCCUCCUCUCUGCCUGUAACAUCUGUUGACAUAAUGGGCUCAGAUUUCAAGCUCGAGUAGACACAGUCGCUGCCGCACAGCGGCUCGGACUGGGCAAGACAGCCCAGAGAAGAAAGGCAUGCUGCUCGGACAUUUGAGAGGGUGAGGAAGGCUGAAGAGUAAUGGUACUGAGAGAAGACGGUGGCAGAGGGUAAUGUUCAUUGGCACAAAGAGCUCAAGCUGCCAUAUACAUGGAUCACUUGGCUUAUUUUUUUUGAAAAAUUUGUCAACAUGAGUGUUCACAGUGUACUGUGUUUGAUGGCUUUUUCUGUCUCUGAAUCUUCGAGGUUUUUCUCCUCAAAUAUAAGACUUUGUUCUAAAAGUGA
Messenger RNA from Salarias fasciatus (jewelled blenny), 2560 nucleotides. It is a transcript of the gene slc25a51b, whose product is annotated as solute carrier family 25 member 51b. Gene Ontology annotation, molecular function: NAD transmembrane transporter activity. The transcript has 2 exons. Bases 208 to 1137 code for a protein of 309 amino acids. The record is from RefSeq and is a predicted model, not a curated record. NCBI's taxonomy places the organism in Eukaryota, Metazoa, Chordata, Actinopteri, Blenniiformes, Blenniidae. Gene Ontology annotation, cellular component: mitochondrion. Gene Ontology annotation, biological process: mitochondrial NAD transmembrane transport.